AUGUCUACUCCAGUGUCUAACCGUAAAUAUGGGGCACAAAAAAUUAGGCUUACAAGCUUACCGGAUCCAUUUGCAAAGAUAUCAGUUGAUGGCAGUGGUCAGGUUUAUUCAACUAGUGCUGUGAAAGCAACAUUGGAACCAAAAUGGAAUACUCAUUAUGAUUUGUAUCUCACCAAAGGUGAAGGAAUCACAAUUAGUUUGUGGAAUCAACGUAAAAUACAUAAAAGACAAGGCUCUGGUUUCCUGGGUUGUGUUAGAAUUCAGCCGUCUACAGUACACAAGCUGAAAGACACAGGAUAUCAAUGUCUGGAGCUCUGCGAGGACAGUACAGGUGAGGUAUGCGGUGUUCGCGGUCAAGUGAUAGUGUCGCUUCUGUCCCGGGACGGAGCCCGAGGCGAGCAGGCCUCUACUGUGGGCGAAGGCUCCCCGCUGGCUGUAGUGGGCCCCGCUGGUGAUGUACGAGCACCGAGGGAUUCAGUCAGUACUGAAACACCACUCCCGCCUCACUGGGAACAGAGGUUUACACCCGCUGGAAGACCUUUCUACAUAAACCAUCAGCUGUGUAGAUCACAAUGGGAGCGUCCGACUACUUCCCCCCUGUCACCGUCGUCCCCUACUAUCCCCCCUACCGUAUCCCCUAAUUCCCCCGUAUCCCAAAAUUCCCCCGUAUCCCCUAAUUCCCCCGUAUCCCAAAAUUCCCCCGUGUCCCCUAAUUCCCCCGUUUCCCCCUCCUCGCCCACCAUACCAUCUUCCCCUGUGUCCGAUGACAGCCAUGUAGCUUCUAUAUCCUUAAGACCUGAACCUCAACCGCAGACAGCGAUCCGAAGUCGUCAGCCGUCUACACCUUCAGUCAAUGUAACGCCGAUAGCGAAUACCGAUCUACCGCCCGGAUAUGAGAUGAGAAUCACAGUACAAGGUCAGGUGUACUUCUACAACGGCAGCACCCGCUCGUCCACGUGGCACGACCCGCGCGUCCCACAACACUUGAGACACUGCGCCGCGGUCGCUGGGCCACUGCCGCCCGGCUGGGAGAUGAGACACACGCACUCUGGACGGCCGUACUUCGUGGAUCAUAACAACAGAACCACACAGUUCACUGACCCCAGACUAGCUUUGACAACCAGAAUUGCGCCGCCAACUGAGCCAGUACCACCUACAAGCCCUCCGCCUACAAACGCGAAUACAAACUGGCCAGCAGAUAACGACGCUCUACCUAAAUAUAAACGAGACCUAGCGGCUAAGGCGAGAGUUUUGAGAGCUGAGCUACAAGCGUUACAGCCACAAACAGGACACUGUAGGAUUGAAGUAUCACGUAACGAAGUACUAGAAGAAUCGUACCGUCUCGUGAUGAAGCUACGUGGUAAGGAAUUGAGGAAACGUUUGCUCGUAAAAUUUCGUGGUGAAGAAGGCCUCGACUACGGCGGAGUGGCCCGCGAGUGGCUCCAUCUGUUGGGCAGAGAACUCUUCAACCCGCACUAUGGACUGUUUCAGUACGCUAAUGCUGGCGACGAUAGAUACGCUUUACAGAUUAAUGCUGACUCUGGGGUGAAUCCGGAACAUCUUUCAUAUUUCCAUUUCGCUGGUCGUAUCCUCGGCGUGGCCUUGUUCCACGGACACCAGCUGGACGCUGCCUUCACCGCACCCUUCUAUAAACAGCUACUAGGAAGACCCAUCACACUCAGGGAUAUACGAGAUGUUGACCCUGAACUACACAGAUCACUGUCUUGGAUGCUCGAAAAUAGCAUAGCCGGUGUCAUAGACACGACGUUCUCCGUCGAGAGUUCGUCAUUCGGGGCGGUGCGGAGCGUCGAGUUGAGGCCUGGCGGUACUAACGAACCGGUUACAGAUUCAAACAAAAGAGAUUACGUACGUCUGUAUGUAGCGCAUAGAUUUACUAGAGGAGCGGAAAGGCAAUGGCUGGCAUUACAAAGGGGUCUCGCUGAUAUUAUUCCACCGCAACUCCUACAACCACUAUCUCCCAGAGAUCUCCAACCUUUAUUGGCUGGGAGAGCUGAUCUAGAUCCUGUUGACUGGAAGAGGCACACUCGCCUGAAACACGUGAAUCCAGACGCGCCAAUUGUUGGUUGGUUCUGGGAGAUAGUCGAGGAGUUCGACGCGGAAAUGCGAGCUAGGUUAUUGCAAUUCGUUACCGGAUCAAGGCGCGUUCCCCUCGCUGGGUUCAGAGCUUUACAGGGUUCCACGGGAGCGGCGGCUCCUAGACUAUUCACUUUGCAUUUGGUCGCUGACGCGUCACCGGAUUCCCUUCCCAAGGCGCACACGUGUUUCAAUAGACUCGAUCUCCCGCCAUAUCCAUCCAAGGAAAAAUUACACGACAAACUCAAACAGGCCGUGUUGGAAACGGCAGGAUUUGCCGUCGAAUGA
Danaus chrysippus (African queen) is the source of this 2382-nucleotide messenger RNA. The record is from the annotation of a GenBank genome assembly. Lineage: Eukaryota; Metazoa; Arthropoda; Insecta; Lepidoptera; Nymphalidae.